Medioppia subpectinata is the source of this 720-nucleotide messenger RNA. NCBI's taxonomy places the organism in Eukaryota, Metazoa, Arthropoda, Arachnida, Sarcoptiformes, Oppiidae. The record is from the annotation of a GenBank genome assembly.
AUGACCGUUUUUGCCGCUUUUAAUAUCGCAAAACUCUUCGACUGUCAGCAGAACUCUAUGCAGGAAUGCAAGAGUCGGAUGGAAUUCAUUCUCAUCGGUUCCCCAAAACCUCUCCUUAUUAGUGGUUCCGUCGGCUAUAAGUGUCCAACGCGUGGCAUCGGAUCCAUACUUAUGUAUUGUGUAUUUCAGGGUAUAGAUAUGAGAAGAUUGAGUCUAUUUGGUGGCAGCAGUUCCGGACGAUCGGAUGCUUUUUGUUUAAAUGGUAACGAAGUUUGCACUCAAAGCGCGUUUGGGAUCGGAGUCUAUAAGGGAAAUGUAGUCGCAAUCAAACGGAUAUUUAAAAAGUCAAUCGACUUAACACGAAAUGUCCGAAAAGAGCUGAUCCAGGUAAGAGAGAUGAGACACGAGAAUAUAAACUCGUUUAUUGGCGCCAGUAUUGAGUCGACAAAUAUAUCCCUUAUAUUCUUAUACUGCGCCCGAGGAAGUCUUGAGGACGUAUUAAGGAAUGAAGACUUGGAUUUGGAUAAUAUUCGUUGGGUCCUUCAGAUUACGGACUAUGGUUUACACGAGUUUAGAGCAAAUCAAGACUUUACGCAUUUUGAUGAACAUAAACGACAAAGAGAUCUAUUAUGGAAAGCACCAGAAUUGUUGCGAACCAUUAAUCCUCCGAUGAGAGGGACACAGAAAGGAGAUGUCUAUUCAUUCUUAACCUCGAAAUAG